ACCUCAUAUUGUUGGUUGUAUUAUUUUUCAGUGAUGGCGGCGUAGAGUGAAAACUUGUAAAUUAUAUCGUUCUUGUAAACUGGUCGCUGAAUCGCUACAUACGAAGCAAUUGUGGAAUCAUUUUCUGUUUUUUAUUUGUUACAUUUUGUUUGUCUUUUUGACAAGGUGCUUUCACGGUGUUUAACCAUCAGUGAAUGCGCCAUCAGAACGGCAGAAAUUGAGGCGAGGCUUAAAAGCGAUAUUGAAUUGACCUGUUGGAAGAUAGAAUAUUCAGAUUAAAUAUACUUGGUCAACGAAUUCGUUGCUUUGGUUGCUAGUAGCGUUAUAUAUCCGACAGUUAUCGUGUCUAUUUAUAUUUGCCUAAAGCUGUUUUCUGGAGACGUUCCGUAUACAUCAACGUCGCCUUCUAUAUGAGUGUAUGGCAAUUGCACAGCACUUCAUAUUAGGUAGCUCACCGUUGAUCCUACUUGGUUCCAGCGGGCCAGACAUAAAUUCUUUGCGACCAAAAGUGAAAACAGGAGUGAAAAGAACGAGGCUCGCAUAACUUUAUUACGGUGUUAAAUGGUAAUGCAUGCCAGAAAACCGCAACGUUUGCUAAGUGAUGGGUACCACCAGUCUCAUCAGUAUCAGAAUUCGAAAUAUGGUUCCUCUAAACGGGACUACGAGCGCGAGAAUACUUCUCGAUCCACCAGCUAUGCUCGGGACCGAGACAAUUCACCUGCCGGGGGGUCAUUAAAUGAUUCACCCAGAGAUCGAGAGAGAGAACGUGAUCGUGACCGUGAAAGAGAACGUGAACGGGAUCGUGAUCGAUAUCAAUCUUCAGGAUACACAAUGAGUAAGCUACGCGAUAAGGAGCGGGAUCGUGAAUACAAAAAAGAUAAAUAUUCAGACUCGUCCCGAUCCCCCAAAAGAAGUCGCAGCGAACGAGAUGUUGAUCAUCGUACGAUACACGAUAGGAGAUUUAAAAUGACGUCUUCGCUUUUGGACAAACGUGGAACAUCCGGUGACGACCGUGAACGUGAUAGGGAACGCGAACGAAUUGAACGAGACAGAGAACGUGAACGUGAUCGAGAUCGUUUACGUGAAAGGGAACGUGAUAGGGGAGGUGGUGGCAAUGUGACAACUGGCAAUGCUGCUAGCAGUAACAACAUCGGAGUGCUUGGCAGUAUUUCUGCAACCAUUAUUGCCGGUGCGCUUAACAGUGGUAAUGUUGGCAGCAACAUGCUUAACGCCUGUGCGAAUAUUGCUGUAGGGAAUACAAGCGGCAACGUUGGUGGAAGUACCAUUUCUGGUAAUAGUGUUAAUCAAAGUAGUGACCGAGAUCGUGUAAAUCGUGUUGGAGAUUGGAGCGAACAUGUAAGCUCAUCUGGCAAAAAGUACUAUUAUAACUGCAAAACAGAAGUUUCACAAUGGGAGAAGCCACGCGAAUGGAUUGAGAAAGAGAGCAGCCGCGUGCUAGGCAAAGACCAGCAGCGGGACUAUCGCGAAAAGGAACGGGAGCGGGGAGGAGAGCGAGAGCGUGAUGAACGCUAUUCAUCGGCAAUUGUUAAUCGUUCGUCCGCUUCUGCAUAUGGAAAGCAUUCCGGCAGCAGUAGUAGCAGUAGUAGUAAAAAUAAUUCCCGAGGGCGAUGGCAGCAUCAUGAAUCUUCACUAUCUUCUCAUAGAAGGCGAACCUUCGAGGACGAAAACCAGGAUAUGGAUAUCAGUCCCGGCGAUUCGACGCCUACGUCCGAAGCUAGUUACUCGCAUUCGAGUACACCUACUGCUGGUCUAACGCAAAUAGGAUCCCAGCAUUCACAGACAAACCAUGGUUUGGCGGGAGGUAAUACCAGCACUCAUACAACAACGAUUGCUGUAUCGAGUAGUGGAACAUCGUUGUCAUCGUCUGUAGUUGCAUCGAACAACAAUAUUAGUAACAACGUCCUUACCGAGGGUGCAAACCAUAAUCUACCGGCGCAUUUGCCAAGAAUGUUAACAAAUGCUGCGAUAAACCAAAUCGGAUUGACAAACAAUACACAGACAGCGUUAACUCAGCAGCCACAACACAAUGCUACACCAUCAUCGAAUUCAUCGUCAUCAUCGUCAUCUGGCACCAGUAUAUCAUCCCCGUCUAUGCACCAUACCGCACAUAGUUCCGGUACUGUUUCUUCGGUAUUGUCGUGUAUACAAGCAUGCCCAAUAGAUGGAGGAUUACUAAGUUCUAACACUCCGGGGCCACCAGCAUUGAUAACGCCUUCACAACAACAAAAUGUUUCGCUUUCGUUAACCCAACCGCAGCAGGGCUCUACAAUUGUUCAACAAAUGCCUCAGGUGCAACAGCAACCGUUACAUUCUCAACAGUUAGUUCAAUCCUCCAUCCAGGUGUCGUCUGCAGGCAGUGGGACAUCCCUCAGUGUAACUACGUCUUUAGCAGGAUUGCCAAAAAUUCUUUCUCAAAUAACGGGCAACAAAGCUAUUGAACACAACGACCUCAAUCCACAGAAAGCUUUACAAACGAUUAAUAAUGCGUUAAUGAUGCAGUCUCGGCAACAUAAUCCCGGCAAUAUGCACGAUAUGAGUGGGAACAGCUCAACAUUGAUUAAUUUAAGAGAUCAUGCAUUGCAAUCGCCGCUCUACAAUGUGUCUAAUUUAUCCCAUCCUGUCCAUUCGACUACUCUUUCCAUUGGAUCUGGUACUCAUAUAAAUCAUAGUACACACCACAAUCACUCUGCUAAUAGUCACGGUAGUAAUCAAUCGAAUAUGAUGCACAAUAUUGGAUUAAUGGGAUGCAGCAGUGGUAAUGCAAUUCUUACUGGCGAUGGACCGCCCACCCCUACGCAGGAGUUAGAAUUACCUUUAGUAGAUCAUAGAAAAUUAGAUGGAUUGGGUAGUACAAUAGUAACGACGACUACGACUAGUUCCGUGAGCAGUCUGCAAAGUGUCAUGGCAUCGUCUCAAAGCGGUCGAUCUCAGGGCCCAAAUCUAACGCCUAGCUUAGCAAAAUAUUUCCGAGCCGAUCUUAUUUCUCAUGUUACUGGAUGGCCAUCAGAAAUAUUGGAAAAAACGAUUCAAAAACUUUCCGAAGAGGCACAUAUUUUAGGCGAUCUACAGUGUAGCAAAGUAUCCGCCGAAUUGAAAUGUGCCAGAAGUUUAGUUAGGAUAACCGAAAUUACUGCAACGCUGCAGGAGCAAAAAAUAAUGUAUCUACGACAGCAAAUCCGUAGACUAGAAGAAUCCAAAUCGGAAAACUCAUUCAUGUCAUCAGAUGAUCUAUAGCAUAUUGGUAAAAACAUUGAACGCAUGUUCAGCCAGUUAGAGGAGUGCAAAAAGCAUGAGAAACCGUGUAUGCAAUUGAAAGAUUGUAAUUAAUUGAAGUAAAAUUUUAAUCUAAGAAACAAUAAGCAGUCAGAAACCAUAACAAUGAAAACAUUCAGCUGAUGUGCUUAUAAAUAUACAACAA
Molecule: messenger RNA, 3439 nt
Organism: Anopheles funestus (African malaria mosquito)
Lineage: Eukaryota; Metazoa; Arthropoda; Insecta; Diptera; Culicidae
Gene: wcy
Product: WW domain-containing adapter protein with coiled-coil homolog
Exons: 11
Coding region: 562-3255 (897 amino acids)
Biological process (GO): regulation of autophagy; positive regulation of TORC1 signaling
Cellular component (GO): nucleus
Molecular function (GO): RNA polymerase II complex binding; chromatin binding
Source: RefSeq, a predicted model, not a curated record